Molecule: messenger RNA, 1631 nt
Organism: Medicago truncatula (barrel medic)
Lineage: Eukaryota; Viridiplantae; Streptophyta; Magnoliopsida; Fabales; Fabaceae
Product: transcription factor bHLH18
Exons: 5
Coding region: 122-1102 (326 amino acids)
Molecular function (GO): protein dimerization activity
Source: RefSeq, a predicted model, not a curated record
ACAAUUUGGAAUAUUAACUUCAUCUCUCUUCUUCAUCCACUUUCUCUUCUAAUUUAUUUUCUUCAAUCUUCAAGUGCAUACCACAUCAAAUCGAAUCGAAUUUUUAGGAAAGAAACUGAAGAUGAUGCAAAUUAUGUCCCCUAUCUAUGUGCCUGAACUUGGAAUGGAGGAUCUCAAUUUCUUUAACCAAUACACGAUGGAUUCUCUUGCAUCUCCAACAUUAUUCGACAACUUUGGCUUUCACUUUGAUGACAACGAAACGACACCAAAUUGUUUCCCAGUUGAAACUCAUCCUGAUGAUCAAACAAGGCCAACCAAGAAGAUCAAGACAUCGAUAACCCCUUCUUCCCAGUCAUCACCUCAACUCAUUUCUUUUGAGCACUCCAGUUCAACACCAAUUGCUUCAAAGCAAUUUUAUAACCUUGAUUAUUCAGAUGUAAAACCUAAAGUCGGGAAAAGGUGUAAUGAAAACAAGGAUUUUCUACCAGCUUUGGUUUCUCAAGGUUCUUAUGAAGAUCAAAAAAUAUUUUCCAAUUAUGAUAACCAAGCGAAUCAGACCAGAAACACUGCUCAAGCUCGAGAACAUGUAAUGGCCGAAAGAAAACGAAGGGAAAAGCUUACCCGAAGUUUCAUCGCUCUUUCAGCCAUUGUUCCUGGCCUCAAGAAGAUGGACAAAGCUUCUGUGUUGGGAGAUGCUACCAAGUACAUGAAACAACUACAGGCACGUUUGCAGACACUGGAGGAACAAGCUGAAGACAACAAAAAAGCUGGAUCCACAGUCCAAGUGAAGAGAUCUAUUAUCUUCACUAAUAAUAAUGAUGAUGAUAGCAACUCCAAUAACCAACCACUUCCUGAAAUCGAAGUAAGAGUUUCAAGCAAAGAUGUACUCAUCAAGAUUCAAUGUGACAAACACAGUGGACGUGCCGCUACGGUGCUUGGCCAAUUAGAAAACCUUAAUCUCACUGUCCAUAGUAGUACCUUUUUGCCCUUUGGAAACAACAUUGUUGAUGUAACCAUUGUUGCUCAGAUGAACAAGGAAAACUGUGUGACAGCAAAGGAUCUCCUGGGAAGCAUACGACAGGCUUUAAUCAUCCAAAAUUAACCAUUUGAAGGAAUAUUUAAUCUACUACAUCAAUAAGUUUACUCAACAACGAUUUUUUCACAGUUAUUUCUAUCAUUUUUCCUUUUUUGUCCUUUGAUAAGGAUUCUAGGGUUACUAUAUCCAUGAAGGAAGGUCCUGUGAUGGGAGAAUCUAUGAUCUUAUUUCAAUGUUCACAUAUAUUUUCAAGGGUUUGUCUUUUCUAUUAUAUUCUGGCCAUGGGUCGGUGUGUGGAAUUUCAACAGAUGGUGCCAAAGUGUUUUUCUUCUGUUGUGUUUUUUUCAUAGUUGACUUGACUAGGUUAACUAUGUUAAUUCCAUCACAUGUGUAAUUGUUAAUUUUUCUAAUCAUUAUUUGGAUGGUUUUUUUUAGAAGCUUUGACUUAUUGUAUAGACCUUUUUCUUCCUUCUUUCCUGUUGUGAAAAGGUUCUAGGUUUGAUAGAAACUGUGGCAACCACUUCUUUUUUAAUUUUGUACCUUUUGUCGUUUUGUGAUUAUUUUUGUAUAAAAAUUCUUAUCAUUAUAGUCUUGA